AUGGCAGUGGAAAAUUUCCAGGUUCCCUUUACAAAGUUGAACUCUGCAAAUUACGUGCAGUGGUCUAAGAGGGCUCAAGUCUGGUUGGAAGCCAAAGAAGUGUGGGCUGACUAUGUCCAGAGGCGAAAGCCGUUUGUGGCUGUUGCAGCAGAUGCCACAGCAGAGCAACAGGCUGCUGCACAUGCUCAGAAUAGGGAACAUGAUAAAAUGGACACUAAAGCUAGAUGCAUGUUGAUGGUAUCGAUAGACGAUUCCCAAUUACCUCAUGUGGAAAAUUUAAGGUCUGCAUUUGAAAUUUGGGAAGCUCUUAGGCGAAUUCACCAUAGAGCCACGCCCGGAGAGAAGGUGAACAUUAUACGUGCUUUGUAUGAGUUGAAACUGAAGCCAGGGGAUAGUGUGGUUGAACACACGUCACAGAUGACUGAGUAUUUCAACCGACUGUCAUCUUUAGGUGUGAAUUUUCCUGAAAAUAUUAAAGUUUAUACUCUGCUUAGCAGCCUGCAUGCAGGGUUUGAAAACUUAGUACUAACUUUACAGGUUUUGCCAGAGGACCAGCUGAAUAUGAAUUAUGUGACUGGUAGAUUGUGUGAGCAAGAAUAUCAACAUCAUCGAAAACGUAUUGAUAAUUCAAAUACCCCAAGGGUUGGGUGUUCAGAUAAUUCCCAGCGUGGGGAAACUAGCAGGCAGAGCUGUAAGGAAGCCUCACAAGUGUCUGCUAUGGCCAGCAAGUCAUGUUUUCGAUGUGGCAGCAGGUUUCAUUUGAUAGCAAAGUGUCCAGAAAAGCAACAGGAAUUUCAACAGUCCAGGGCCAGUUUCCGGAGCUACAGGGGAAGACGACGUGAGAACUACAAGAAUCAACGAUCCAGAGGGGAGCAGGUGCUGAUAAGGGACUAUCUGCAAUGGCAGCACAAAAGAGUCCUAAAAGGAGCCAACAAACCUUGA
Podarcis lilfordi (Lilford's wall lizard) is the source of this 942-nucleotide messenger RNA. NCBI's taxonomy places the organism in Eukaryota, Metazoa, Chordata, Lepidosauria, Squamata, Lacertidae. The record is from the annotation of a GenBank genome assembly.